CAAGCUGCUCAGUUUAUUAAACAGAAACUUCCUGAUCUUCUGCGUUCAUAUAUUGACGCAGACGUCAGUGGAAAUCAAGAAGGUGGCUUCCAAGAUAUUGCAAUAGAGGUCUUGCACCUCCUUCUUUCCCAUCUUCUUUUUGGGCAGAAGGGAGCCUUUGGGGUUGGACAAGAACAAAUUGACGCUUUUCUCAAAACAUUGCGCAGAGAUUUUCCCCAGGAGCGUUGCCCUGUGGUGCUUGCACCACUCCUAUACCCUGAAAAACGGGACAUUCUAAUGGACAGGAUCCUGCCUGAUUCUGGAGGGAUAGCAAAAACCAUGAUGGAGAGUUCUCUUGCAGACUUCAUGCAGGAAGUUGGCUAUGGCUUUUGUACAAGUGUGGAAGAAUGUCGCAGUAUCAUCACACAGUUUGGUGUUGGGGAGGUCACAGCUGCCCAGGUUGCCAGAGUUUUGGGAAUGAUGGCUCGGACACACUCUGGACUGACAGAUGGCAUUCCAUUACAGUCUAUCUCUGCCCCUGGAAGUGGAAUUUGGAGCGAUGGAAGAGAUAAAAAUGAUGGAACGCAGACUCAUACAUGGAAUGUGGAGGUUUUGAUUGAUGUGCUUAAGGAACUGAAUCCAGCCUUAAACUUCAAGGAAGUAACUUAUGAGCUGGACCACCCUGGAUUUCAAAUUCGUGAUAGCAAGGGUCUGCAAAUAGUGGUUUAUGGGGUCCAGCGAGGAUUAGGACUGGAAGUUUUUCCAGUUGACCUUAUAUACAGACCUUGGAAACAUGCAGAAGGCCAGCUCUCAUUCAUUCAGUAUUCCCUCAUUAACCCAGAGAUCUUCUGUUUCGCUGACUAUCCCUGUCAUACUGUUGCCACGGAUAUCUUGAAAGCACCACCUGAGGAUGAUAAUCGUGAAAUUGCCACGUGGAAGAGCCUAGAUUUAAUUGAGUCCCUGUUGCGGUUGGCAGAGGUGGGCCAGUAUGAACAAGUCAAGCAGCUCUUCAGCUUCCCUAUCAAGCACUGUCCAGAUAUGUUGGUCUUGGCUUUGCUACAGAUCAACACUUCUUGGCAUACUUUACGGCAUGAACUCAUCUCCACGCUUAUGCCCAUUUUCCUUGGCAACCACCCAAAUUCUGCUAUCAUCUUGCAUUAUGCAUGGCAUGGACAGGGUCAGUCCCCUUCAAUUCGUCAGCUCAUCAUGCAUGCUAUGGCAGAAUGGUACAUGAGAGGAGAACAGUAUGACCAAGCAAAAUUAUCCCGUAUUCUAGACGUGGCCCAAGACUUGAAGGCGUUGUCUAUGCUGCUGAAUGGUACUCCAUUUGCCUUUGUUAUUGACCUUGCUGCCCUUGCCUCUCGGCGGGAAUACCUCAAACUAGACAAAUGGCUCACAGAUAAAAUUCGGGAGCAUGGGGAGCCCUUCAUCCAAGCUUGUAUGACUUUCUUGAAGAGAAGAUGUCCCUCUAUCUUGGGCGGUCUUGCUCCAGAGAAAGACCAGCCCAAAAGUGCUCAACUUCCACCAGAGACACUAGCGACAAUGCUGGCUUGCCUUCAGGCUUGUGCUGGAAGCGUAUCGCAAGAGCUCUCAGAAACUAUUCUCACCAUGGUAGCCAACUGCAGCAAUGUGGUGAACAAAGCCAGACAGCCACCACCUGGUGUGAUGCCCAAAGGUCGUCCCCCCAGUGCUAGUAGUCUGGAUGCCAUCUCCCCUGUGCAGAUUGAUCCACUUGCUGCUGGGAUGGCAUCUCUCAGUUUAGGUGGUCCGACCGUACCUCAUACCCAGAGUGUCCCUGGGUUUCCUCCAAACUUGAGUUCUGCUUUUAGUACUCCUCAGUCACCAGCAAAAGCAUUUCCGCCACUUUCCGCGCAAAACCAGAACACACCUUUUAGCGGGAUUGGUGGACUCUCUUCGCAGCUUCCAGUAGGUGGUCUUACAACAGGUAGUCUCGGUAUCGGAACUGGGGCCCUUGGCCUCCCUGCAGUGAACAACGAUCCGUUCGUGCCAAGAAAACUGAACACAUCAGGACUGAACCAGCCUACAUUCCAGCAGAGUAAGGUGAAACCUUCUGAUUUAUCUCAGGUAUGGCCAGAGGCUAAUCAGCACUUUAGCAAAGAGAUUGAUGAUGAAGCCAACAGCUAUUUUCAGCGUAUUUAUAAUCACCCACCCCACCCCACCAUGUCUGUAGAUGAGGUAUUAGAAAUGCUACAGAGAUUUAAGGACUCUAACAUUAAACGGGAGCGAGAAGUAUUUAACUGUAUGCUGAGGAAUUUGUUUGAAGAAUACCGCUUUUUCCCCCAAUAUCCUGAUAAGGAGCUCCACAUAACGGCCUGCCUCUUUGGUGGGAUAAUUGAGAAGGGAUUGGUGACCUAUAUGGCCCUGGGCCUGGCCCUGCGCUAUGUGCUUGAAGCCUUACGCAAGCCUUUUACAUCCAAAAUGUACUAUUUUGGAAUUGCUGCACUAGAUAGAUUUAAAAAUAGAUUGAAGGACUACCCUCAGUAUUGUCAGCACCUGGCUUCUAUUAGUCACUUUAUACAGUUCCCUCAUCACCUGCAGGAGUACAUUGAAUAUGGACAGCAGUCAAGAGAUCCUCCAGUAAAGAUGCAGGGGUCCAUCACCACCCCUGGAAGUAUUGCACUGGCCCAGGCCCAGGCCCAAGCCCAGGCCCCAGCAAAAACUCCUCUUGCUGGCCAGGUUAGCACUAUAGUAACCACUGCUACUACCACCACCACUGUGGCAAAGACAACAAUUGCUCCUGUGGGUCGAGUCAGCUUCAAGAAAGAUGUGCCACCUUCUAUUAAUACAACCAAUAUUGAUACUUUGCUAGUGGCCACAGAUCAAACAGAAAGGAUUGUAGAACCUCCUGAAAAUGUGCAGGAAAAGAUUGCUUUUAUCUUCAAUAAUUUGUCUCAAUCCAACAUGACUCAGAAGGUUGAGGAACUGAAGGAAACGGUAAAAGAAGAAUUCAUGCCUUGGGUUUCACAAUAUCUUGUGAUGAAGAGAGUUAGCAUUGAGCCAAACUUCCAUAGUCUCUAUUCAAAUUUCCUUGACACUCUUAAGAAUCCAGAAUUUAAUAAAAUGGUUUUGAAUGAAACAUACAGAAAUAUCAAGGUGCUGCUUACAUCGGAUAAAGCUGCUGCCAACUUCUCAGACCGUUCAUUGCUGAAGAACCUGGGUCACUGGCUGGGAAUGAUAACGUUGGCUAAGAAUAAACCCAUCUUGCACACGGACUUGGAUGUCAAAUCCUUGCUGCUAGAGGCUUACGUAAAAGGACAGCAGGAACUGCUAUAUGUUGUGCCAUUUGUUGCCAAAGUACUGGAAUCCAGUGUAAGAAGUGUGGUUUUCAGGCCUCCAAAUCCAUGGACCAUGGCAAUUAUGAAUGUUCUUGCAGAGCUUCAUCAGGAACAUGACUUAAAGCUGAAUCUGAAGUUUGAAAUUGAAGUGCUCUGCAAAAACCUUGCCCUUGACAUCAAUGAUCUAAAACCUGGUAGUCUCCUAAAAGACAAGGAUCGGUUGAAAAACUUGGAUGAACAGUUAUCUGCUCCAAAGAAGGAUGUAAAACAAGCAGAAGAGCUACCACCAAUUACCACUUCCACUACUUCUACAACUUCAGCUACCAGCACUACGUGCACAGCAACUGUUCCUCCCCAGCCACAGUACAGUUACCAUGAUAUCAAUGUGUACUCCUUGGGAGGGCUAGCUCCACACAUUACUCUAAACCCAACUAUUCCUCUGUUCCAAGCCCACCCACAGUUAAAGCAGUGUGUGCGUCAAGCCAUAGAGCGUGCAGUUCAAGAACUUGUUCAUCCGGUGGUGGACCGCUCAAUUAAAAUUGCCAUGACUACUUGUGAGCAGAUAGUGAGGAAGGAUUUUGCGCUAGACUCAGAAGAGUCGCGCAUGCGAGUGGCAGCGCAUCACAUGAUGCGGAACCUGACUGCUGGCAUGGCUAUGAUCACCUGCAGGGAGCCCUUGCUGAUGAGCAUUGCUACCAACCUGAAGAACAGCUUUGCCACUGCAUUGCGGGCAGCUUCACCACAACAGAGGGAGAUGAUGGAGCAGGCUGCAGCCCAGCUGGCUCAAGAUAACUGUGAGUUGGCCUGCUGUUUCAUUCAGAAAACAGCGGUGGAAAAAGCGGGUCCUGAAAUGGAUAAGAGGCUGGCCACUGAAUUUGAGCUCAGAAAACAUGCCCGGCAAGAGGGCCGUAGGUACUGUGAUCCUGUUGUUUUGACUUACCAGGCUGAGCGGAUGCCAGAACAGAUCAGAUUAAAGGUGAGAAACUUCAACAUGAAGUCUUCGACCUGUGAGCAAGAAACUACUUGGUGUUAAGUGAAGGUGUCAAGU
This is a messenger RNA of Python bivittatus (Burmese python), 4323 nucleotides long. The record is from RefSeq and is a predicted model, not a curated record. NCBI's taxonomy places the organism in Eukaryota, Metazoa, Chordata, Lepidosauria, Squamata, Pythonidae.